GGAGAGGCAUAGAGCUCCUGAUUGCUCGUUGUGUUCCCCCCCCCUCUCUCUCUCUCUCUCUGUUCUCCUUGUGGAGCUUCUUUAAUGACGAAACUCGCUAUUACUUGAUCUGCAUUUAAGCCUGCACCUUGGCUGUUGUGUCUGCUUAGCGAUUCGAUCGAUUUUUCUUCGAUCUUAACUUUAGGAAUCUAGGAGGGAAGAAAAAAAAAUGUUGGACGGAUUGCUUGGCCGAGGUUUCACCUCGAAAUGUAAAUCGUCGAUCAAGCUUAUAAGUGCUCGAAUCGAUGUAAUUCGAAGGAAGAGGAAGGCAAUGCAGAAGUUUCUCAAGAAAGAUGUUGCAGAUCUACUCGGGAACGGCCUCGACAUUAAUGCCUAUGGCAGAGCUGAAGGACUUCUUGUUGAACUGAACCUUUCAUCCUGUUAUGAUUUAGUGGAGCAAUUUUGUCUUUGUAUUUUGAAGCAGAUUUCGGUCAUGCAAAAACAAAGGGAAUGCCCUGAGGAGUGCAGGGAGGCCAUCCCAUCUCUAAUGUUUGCUGCUGCAAGAUUUGCUGAUUUGCCAGAACUUCGUGACCUCAGACAAUUAUUUUCUGAGAGAUAUGGGAAUUCCUUGGAAUCUUUUGUGAACCAAGAGUUUGCCGAGAAGAUGGCUGCAAAGCCUCCUACAAAGGAAAAGAAACUUCAGCUGAUGCGAGACAUUGCAAAAGAGUUCUCUAUAAAGUGGGAUUCCAAGGCUUUUGACCAAAAGAUGUCUAACCCUCCUGCAGCUGUACAGGACCAAUCCAAGAAACAGGGGUUUUUUCAUGGCAGUGAUGAUGGAUACAAAUUGCGCAAGAUGGAGGAUACUGUCCCAGAAAUAGACACCCAGGAUGUUUCAUCACGAGGAAGGAGGGAACUCACCCAUGAUGGGUACAAAUCACAUAGCCACAGGGAAGAUACUGUUCCAAAGAAAGAUAACCAAGCCAUCUUAUCUAAUGGAAGACGGGAAUUCAGUGAUGAUUCAUCACGAGGAAGGAGAGAACAUGGGUACAAAUCACAUAGCCACAGGGAAGAUACUAUUCCAAAGAUAGAUAACCAUGCCAUCUUAUCUGAUGGAAGACGGGAAUUCAGUGAUGAUGGGCGCAAACCGCACAAUAGCAGAGGAGAUAAUCAGGAUGUUUCAACUCGAGGAAGACGAGAGCUGACUGAUAAUGGAUACAAAUUGCGGAAAGAAAGAGAAGAUAUCAUGUCAAAAAGGGACAACCAUGAUGUCUCAUCUCGUGGAUGUCAGGAAAUCACUAGUGACAAACACAAGCCAUACAGCAACAGGGAGGAGGAUAGUCUGUUGAGGAGAGAACACCAGGAUCUUUCAUCUCAUGGAAGGCGGGAAGUUAGUGAUGCUGGUUAUAAACCAAAAAGAGACAACUUAUAUGGUUUGGCUGAUGGAGGAUGGGAGCACACUAAAGAUACACGCAAACAGUGUAAUGGUGGGGAGGACACAGUCCUUGAAAAUUACAAUGGAGGCAUUUCUACUCAUGGCAGAGUGGGAGUUACUCCCAUUAGUACAAGAAGACGGCAGGUGAAGACAGAUGGUAUUGAUGUUUCUGUUGCUAUUGCUGGUGAUAAACAGAAUGGUUCAAAGAAUCAUUCAUAUUCGAUAAACAAAUUUACUGAGGAAAAUACAGAAACCCUGAAGCCAUUCUGUAAUAAUAUUGUUCCUCCUCCUUACAUCAAACCAAGAGAAACCAAGUAUGGAACCAAUUCAGAAGCUCAGAGGACCAGUUCUGACAAUAAUGAAUUCUCUAGUGAUCCUCCAAACAGCAACAGAGAUGUUAUGAGAAAGAACUCAGAGAGGACAGAGAAAAGAUUAGACCGUGUUGACUACGCUGCAAGGGUGAAUGGUUAUGGGGAUGAGAAAGAUCAUCAUUGGAAUGAUUUGGUUGAUGAUGCAAAGCCAAAGCCAAAAUCAGUUCGAAGGAGACAUUUGAAACCACCACCAGGUCAUGAAAUUGUCAAUUCUGAACGUGAAGAAGCUGCAAAGAGAAAUCCGAGUGUCAGAAAAGAAGAUGCAAGGCGGGGCCUCCAAACCUUAUUUGAUGAUGACUCUGAUUCGAAGUAUGAAGAGGAAAAGAUAGAUAAACUAUUGUUACACUACAGUAAGAAGCCAUCAACCUAUGAACCUAGCAAGAUGAGGAAGGGAUAUAAAGCUCCUCCUUCACAUGACACUGCAGCUGAUGCCAGCCGACGCCCACGCCACAGAAGAAGAGAUGAGGCACACUUAAACACAGGGUUGGGUCAUCCUCCUGCUCGAGCAGUUUCACUCCCACCAGAACCAACAGCCCCAACUGAGUUGCCAAGGGCCCCUGCUCGUGCCAGUUCCUUUCAGCCUGAUGGACAUGCUGGGCAUGUCCAUCCUAAGCUGCCAGACUGUGAUGAUUUGGCAGCUCGCGUUGCAGCUCUUAGAGGGAUGUAGAGGUUUACAUAUGCUUUCUCUUAAUGGCAUUGUGAGUAGGGUUUAAUCCUUGUGAAUUGGGAUUUAGUGUGGUUAUGAUUCU
Molecule: messenger RNA, 2531 nt
Organism: Telopea speciosissima
Lineage: Eukaryota; Viridiplantae; Streptophyta; Magnoliopsida; Proteales; Proteaceae
Exons: 7
Coding region: 209-2449 (746 amino acids)
Biological process (GO): protein transport
Source: RefSeq, a predicted model, not a curated record